CGCAAAGUUGUUGCCUUGCAAUAUUGACCAUCCCACAAUAGAAGGAACUCUUAGAAAACUUUGGUGAUUGAUUGAGGGCAAGGCAUGGAUCCGACGAGAAGCAACCUAGACGCAAUGCCGCGGGGGUGGCGCAGCCUUAUUACAGCCUAACGCCUUUUGGGUCGUAAUCCUCAGAGCCUUGCCGGCGCUCUUGGGCGCCGCAUCUUGACUUCUCCAAGCACACAUCAACACGAUAUUCACGUCCCCAUAUACCCACCUACUUGCCAUUCGAGGCCAGAGCGUAAGAUUAGACGCCCUUGCGCGGCUCUCCAACAACAGCACAAUGGAUCCCAUCGGCAUCGCCGGACUGGCACUUGCUGCCCUGGAUCAGUUGUGGAAGAUGGGGGAGCGAACGGCUGUGCUUGUGUCCAAUUUCCGCGAGUUUGAUAAUGAUACAAAACUUCUCGAAGCCAAGAUCCGAGAUGAGAACAAUCGUACCCGUGCGCUUCAUCAGCUGCUAUUCGAGCCUUCCAAUGUGUACGCGGGGAGAACACUUUUCGUGCAGUUCGAUACCGAGGUGCAGAAGAAUAUCCAUCUCUUCUUUGAGGAAGCAACUGGUAUCCUCCAGCAAGCCCACGAGCUCCUGAGCCGCGGUCAAGGUGACCCUAAUGCCUGCGCCGGCGGCAGUCACCCUUCCUCUGAUGGGGAUGCACCUUCCAUGAGCAAUGGAGGAAACUCGAGCCCCAGAUCCGAGAUGCCGACCACACUAGCCCCGGCUACAAGUCCUGUAGCGCUCCGCCAUGCUCUCGCUCGUCCCCGUUCAUUCGUGCGCCUGCGGUGGUCUCUGCUCGAUAAAAAGCGCGUCGAGGCCAUUUUGUGCCAGUUCAGCGACUUCAACAAUCGCAUCCAUGAGAACAUCAAGCUGUGUUGCCUUGCCACCACCAUCGGCGUCGAUCUGGCGCACCUGCGGCGCCUUGAAGACGAUGUCAGCUCGCGUGUCUUGGGCUUCGAUACAGACGCUCGCCUGCGGCAAAUCGUAGCCGCCGACGCCGGCAGCCGGGACUGCGGACCGGGGCUAGCGAGCUUUGAAAUACUUGGUGGCGCCGAUGGCGCGGCGGAACUCACGUUGCGUCCCAGUGAGUUUGUCCGCGACGACAGCGAUGGCCGCUUUGGCAUUGCGAUAACGCACUCUCGAGAGAACGACAACACACCUGGUAGGGAGCGGAGGCCCCUAUUGGUCGAGUAUCGCUCGUACGCUCCCGAGUCGCCUGUCUCGGUCGACUUGGAUGACCGGACCAAGGACCUUGUAGACCAGCUGGCGAGGCUGUUACGCCAACCAAAGGGGGUAGUCUUUCGAACGCCGCGCUGCGAGGGCUGGGUACGCCAGCCGGAGCACAACCGAGUCGCGUUCCUGUUCGCCAUCCCCGACAACGUAGACCCGAUGUCCGUGAGUCUACUGAAGAUACUGUCAUCGAAAGACGUGCCGCCGCCGCCUCUCGGGCAGAGAUUCUUACUCGCAGGACAUCUUGCGCGCUGCAUCUCGCAGUUGCAACUUGUAAAAUGGGUCCAUAAAAGCUUCCGCAGCGAGAACAUUCUGUUCUUUCCCAGCCUCGACACCACCGCAUCUGCCGACCGAGAGGAGGGACCAACACUUCCUUCGUCCUGCAUCGACAUCUCAGAGCCAUGGGUGCUCGGCUUCGAGUUUAGCCGGCCAGAGCUAUAUUUCUCUCACGGUUACGGCGACUCGUGCUUGGCGCGCGACAUAUAUCGGCACCCGGAUCGCCAGCGGAACCCGGCGCAGCUGUUCAACAAACUGCACGAUAUAUACGCGCUAGGCGUCGUGCUACUAGAGCUCGGGUUGUGGCGGCCGGCCCUGGACCUGCUAGGCCGGACGGUGGCCACCGGCAGCAAUGCCCCUGACCCGCGCUCCGUCCACCGCCACCUCGUGCGCCAUGCUGAACGCCACCUAGCCUCCAAGAUGGGGAGCCGCUACCGCGACGUUGUGUUGCGCUGCCUGAGCGGUGACUUUGGUGUCGCUGACGACACCAAGGAGGAUCUUCGCCUGCAGCAAGCAUUCAGAGCCCAGGUUGUCGAGGUGCUGCAGAAGGCGGCGGACACUGUUUAAUAGAGAACAAAGGCGGCCGCUUAUUGGCCAUCAGCUUCGACCCCUGUUAUCUCUUUCGUUGGUUAAAGUGGGAAGAGAUAUGCGCCCUUGCCGCUCACAAAAUCCCAUCCACAAUGCAUCGCCCCCUCGUCUCGGCACGCGGCGAGGGAGGGUUACACCCGCUAGAGGGAAAAGGAACGCCCCCCCUCCCUGAACCAACAGCAGUCACAACCAAAAGGCCGCUGGGCCACCCACAGCCCGGGUCGCGUGUAUCGGGGGGCGUGGAGGUCAGUCAGUCACAUGCAGUUAUCACCGCGCCCCGACCCAUGCGGUCUGGGCGGCUGCUAGCCGCCACCCAGGCCUGGGCCAUAUUUGGGCACGUCUGUGCUGACGGAUGUUGUGCUUUGUUUUAUCCAUGAUCGAGAGUAGUAACCACAUGUAUCGCUGAUUAACAUGAUAUCUGGUACUAGUGGUAGAGAAGAAAGAAAACGAGCCUCAACUCCCUUGUUCAGCCGGUCAAGUCAACGAGACAGCACCAUCUAUUUUUCGUUCUUUUUUUCGGGGGGUUUUUUAUUAAAAAAAAAUCCCAUGUUGAUGUUACACAGCGCCGCCCAGCGCACUACCACCCGUCUCAAACGCGGAUGCCCGCCUCCUCAGCCCUGCUGCCGCGGCCGUCGUA
Molecule: messenger RNA, 2762 nt
Organism: Gaeumannomyces tritici R3-111a-1
Lineage: Eukaryota; Fungi; Ascomycota; Sordariomycetes; Magnaporthales; Magnaporthaceae
Exons: 5
Coding region: 323-2104 (593 amino acids)
Source: RefSeq, a predicted model, not a curated record